This is a messenger RNA of Dreissena polymorpha, 2332 nucleotides long. RefSeq lists its product as uncharacterized. The transcript is spliced from 2 exons. Bases 156 to 998 code for a protein of 280 amino acids. NCBI's taxonomy places the organism in Eukaryota, Metazoa, Mollusca, Bivalvia, Myida, Dreissenidae. The record is from RefSeq and is a predicted model, not a curated record.
UCUGAAUAGCUACUUCCUGAAUAGCAUCCGUGUUGACGUAUCAGUUUAGUAUCCACGCAGCUGGAAAUAGUCGAGCAUCUAAAACCAGUGACUUUGAAUUUAUAGCAAAGGUGUUUAUAUCUUAAUGCCGUUAUUUUACUCGGAACACAUUUGAAAUGAAUACUAUCGCAAUACUAGUUGCUUUUACUGCAUUUGUGAUACUAGUCGGUGUGGACGAUGUCAGCGCCGAUACAACUACAACUUUGGAACCCACAACGUCAACUAUAAAAUCAACAACGACAACUAUGACAGCCAGAACGACAACUGUGGAAUCCACAACUACGAAUUUGCCACCCACAUCGACAACUGUGGAAUCCACAACUUCAAAUGUGCCUCCCACAACGACAACUGUGAAAUCCACAACUUCAACUGUGCCUCCCACAACGACAACUGUGGAAUCAACAACUUCAACUAUGCAAUCCACAACAACUUUAGAUUCCACAACAUCAACUGUGCCCCCAACAACGACAACUGUUGAAUUCCUAACAUCAACUGUGCCACCCACAACGACAACUGUGGUAUCAACAACGACAACUGUAGAAUCAACAACAUCAACUGUGUCACCCACAACGACUACUAUGCAAUCCACAACCACUCCGUCGAACAUAACAACCAAUCCGUCAAACGUAACAACCACUCCGUCAAGCGUCACAACCACUCCGUCGAACAUCACAACCACUCCGUCAAACGUAACAACCACUCCGUCGAACAUCACAACCGCUCCGUCAAACAUCACUUCCACUCCGUCAAACGUCACAACCACGCCUUCCAACGUCACAACCACACCAUUCAAGACCACAGCCACAACGUCAAAUAGCACAACCAACGCGCCGAAGAACAAGUUCAACGCCCUGUCCUUCGGAGGAGGGAUCAUCCUCGGAUUCGGGGUGGCGCUCAUUGCCGCUCUCAUUUUCUACUGCGUCGGGAGACAGAAGCGCACCGGAUACGCCUCAAUCUAAGAUCAACAAUUGGGUGACACUGAUUUUUACGUUUGGAUCAGUAAACAAAGCAGUUUUGUAGUAUAGGAGAACGCACUUGUUAAUUGCCUAAUGUUAUGGAAGUUAUUACCCGCUUUCGUUCUUGUCUUCAUGUUAACACUUGAAACAAUCGAUUUAUCUGAUAACAAUAUGGCGGUGAAAUCCCUUUUUCGCUGCUAUGUUUUUUUUUUAAAUUAAGUUUCGCCGUUUUGUAAUUCCUAUUAAACUAAUUUAAAUUAGUAUGUGCCUCUUCGAAGAAGUGGGUUAUAUUGCUUUACAUUUCUCCGUCGGUCGGUCGUUUUGUUUGAGGAAGUAAUGACAAUUCAUGGUGUUGAGAUCAAAAAGUCAACGUUCAAGGACACUAUGGCAUGUUACAGGAAGCUCGUUCUUCCAUGAAAUAUCUUCAGAACGCUUUGACAUAAGACCAAACAAACGGGUGAACCGGUAAUGCAUACUUGGGUAUUAACACUAAAAGUGAGGUAAUGUCACAAGGGCUUGUAUAUGAAAUUGGUUUCCGCUCAAUAUCUACAUUGUUCUAAUGAUCAUAUGUAUUAGUAUGCUUGUGAGCCUCGACGAACGAUAACCCGUAAUGAUUUUGAACUCAGGUCAAGGUCACACGGAUGACCUUACUGCAAGCAAGGACAUACGUGUUCUAAUAUUUACUUUUUUAAUGUUCAUCAGCUCAUACUUGUACUUUUAAAUGCCAGCAUGUAUGUAGAACUUUGAUACUCGUAUUGAAUCAGCGAACGCUUUAGAGAAUUAAAAACCGCACGAUGAGUUGACGCUUUUUCAUACAUGUGUAUUUUAAUAAUUGUUGUAGUUAGCAUCCUAUUACUUGAUAACGCUGAACACCAUAUGCUUAUGGUUUAUGUUAAAUAUUUGCGAUGAUUACAAUAUUUGUCACAAAAAGAUUGUAAUGUUUAGCAUAAAAAACCGUUUGUUGUAUGUGUGUGACCCAUCUUUUCUUAAUGUUCAUGCAGGCUAAAAUAGUUGAAUAAUUAUAUGUGUGUGUCGGUGUAAUAAGUAAUUAAUAUGUCAGCACAUUUUCUAUAAGUUUCAUUCGGUUUUAUGAUUAUGAUGUAAAACUAAUCACACAAUAAAUAUUAUAUAUAUUUAUUUGAAAAUAAUUGUGUCUUUUACAUUUAAUAGUAGUUGCACAUGAGAAUGUCUUAUUAUUAUAGUUGUUUUCUUAUUCUCCUUAAUAGCCACAAUUUUCUUUUGUGCGAAUUACCGAUGGUUUGAUAAUUAUGUUUGAUGUGUGUUUGUCAUCUGUACUAUUUUGAUUGACCGUUAAAUCAUUAAAAGGUUUCCUGUAA